AUGAAGAAAGUUCAGCGCUUCAUCGGAGUUGGCGACUCCAAGCCUGCUUCAGCGUCCUUGAGCAUCAGUCCUGGCAAGUCGUUCACCAAUGCCAGUAUCGCCUCGAACCAGCUUGCUUCGAUUCCUACCCCCACUGGUACUACAGCUUCUCUCAGCUACGAUUCAGCUUCGAACCAUCUUCUGCCACCCACCCAAUCUACGCUGCCUCAGCAGCUUCCAUCCCAGCAGAGCCACGCUGGCUCCAGGCAAGUCUCUCCUCAAACCUCACAUUCGCUCUUGCCUCCAUCCGGCGCAUCGCCACAGCCCACCAGUCCAUCCGCUCAACACCAGUAUUUUGAACUACCCAUGAGAGCGACCUCGCCCAGUGCCGCUGUGAGCCCACGUUCCAUCUCGCCACUCGGCCUGCCCGCUCUCAACAACGCUGCUUCCCAUUCCGCCCUCAACACUACCUCCAACUCUGGCGACCUCAACCUUGUGGAGCGUGCCGAUCUGCAUAAAUCGCUCAAAGCCAUCGAGUCGCUUCUCGUCAAUCUCGACGAGUAUCGCGAUCUCUCUUCUCGCCUCGCCAAGGUCCAAAAGAAACUCGCAAAGAGCGCUUCCGACCUCGAACGUACCAAAGUCGUUCAAGACACCCCAUCCCAGACGCUCCAGCUGGCAUCCAUCAUGUUUGAUGGCCUCUCCGACGUCUCGUCCCGCCAUGCAAAGCAUGUCCAAAAGGAGUAUGAGGCUGUUAACGAUGCCUGUGCAAAGUACUUUAAAAAGGUCGCCAAAGAAGAGCGCGCCCACGAUGAGCUCAUCAGCACCCUCGACGCAAAGAUCAAAAAGGCCAACGCUGCACACGAAAAGAAUGUCAAGAAGGCUUCGCCCAACAAGGCGCUCGAGUCCCACGACAAGUACAUUGCCACCGUACAGUUGCUCACCAACGACAUGACUCGGGCUAAGAACGCACAUGCACUAUCCAUGACUGCCAAGAGUCACGUCUCAUCGCUUCUCGUUGCCUCUACCGUCGGUGGUCUCGCCGAUGUCGAGUUUAAGCAACGCUGUGAAUCAGUGCGCCGCAUCGGACCACAUAUCGGCCAUCUCGGCGAGCUUCUAUGCUUCACCUCGUCCGAGUUCAUGCCAGCGCUCCAGGCGUCCGAGUUCCACGAAGCUGAACAGGGCCAGGCCGAAUAUCUUGCCAAUCUCACAGCCCAGGUCGAGGCCUCUGUCGCUGUUCAAGCACAGAUCAAUGCAAGCAUUAACAAAGACGCGCAGACCAUCCUGCGAGCUCAGCAGAUGGGUUGGCUACCUCCGUCAUCUACGGCUUCACAGCCGCCAACUGCUACUGUUGCUGCUAAUCUCGCUCGCAGCAACAGUGUCAACAGUAGCAAUAGCCAAGUCUCGCAGACAGCACAGAGUAAUCACCCUGCCAUGCACCAGUCUGUCUCCAAAUCCAACCUCGCCAACACCGGCGCCACCCCUUCAGCUGCCACAGCAGCUGCGGUUCCUCGAACUUCUUCGUUGCGUCUGCAGCCUCAACACGACCAUGGAGCGCGAUCGCGUUCCAAUUCAUCCUCCGAGGUCGAACCGCCUCCGAGCGCCACUCAGGAUCUCCCCGCGCCAACACCACUAGAGGCCGAUGCUGCUUCCGCUCGCAGCAUUGCCAACGGCCACACCCCACGUCCAGACCACGGCACCUCGGCAACUGCACAAACUCAGUCGGCAAACUCCAGUCUUCUUCUUAGCGCGCCCAAAUCCACUGCCAGCCUCGUUCGUGCCCCCACCCACUCUUCCAUCAAUUCCAUGGCUGCACGGCCUCAGCCCUGGGAGGCUGCUUCCACAUCUUCCAGCUCCUCAGCCGUCGGCACCUCGUCGAUCCAACCUUUACAAACAAGCAGUAGCACAUGCAGCGCGCUACAAACACAUGAUCGCGAUGGUACCACUGGUUCAGCAACAGAGGGAAGCUUCGUCGAUAGGCUAUCAGUUCCGCGUGAGGAUUCGGAUGCAGUCGCUCCCAACCUAAGCGCAAGCAACAGUGUUCAGAGCUCGGAAGAUGGCAACCGCAUCCCACGUACACCCGAUGAUGGCGAAGCACCGCCUUCUACACAAUACAGCCGUCAGCCUUUGAUGACCGAAUCCCAACCACAACCUCAGCACCAGUCUGUAAAAGAACAACCCACCACCUUGGACUAUAACAUCGCUCCGCCUGUCCGCAGUGCAGCAGACACGGACCGUUCCAGAACGGUCGCCUCGCCAAGAGUCCGGCCAGCUCAGCGUGCACUCGAGCAAUACCGAGAGCAAUUCACAAGGCCCGACAUGUCGCCAACUACGCCCAAGUUUGAUCGUGACGACACCGCCAUCUACACUCGCACCACUGGUCUAGAACACCCUGACAGCCUCUACAACAACACAAACCAGCACAGCGCCACCUCUGCAGAUCAGUCCAACGCUCGCAAGAUCAGCCUGUGGGAACGUGAACGCGAGCGUAUGCGGCAGCUCGAAAGGAACGAGGAAUUGCUAGCCGCACAAAAGCCCUUUUCUGCCGCCACAGAACUCGAUGGCCAGCGUCCAGCCUCGACCGUCUAUCCAAAAUCAGCCACUUCAUCGUCUUUCAACAACAACAACAACAACAACAACAACAACAACAACACUGGUUGGUCGCGUUCCAGGAUCAGCGACAGUGGUGCCAAUGACAAGACCGCAAGCAUUCAACUCGGCCUCGGCUAUCCACGUUCGUCUGGCGCUGAGCCGCUUGAUCGUGACCUCGACCGAUACGCGCCGGCCGUAGGAACAACGCGUCUCUCUGCCGUGAGUGUGACGCGAUCACUCAGUACCGACACGACCGCCUCCGAACGCAGCUUUGUCGCACGCAUGAAGGCUCGCUAUCAAGCCGAAAAGGAUCUCGAGCGCGAACAGCGUGAGCUCAAUGUGCUUGAAAAGGAACGCGCUGCGCGAAGGGUGACCAUGGAUCCCGUCUCGUCGCUUUCUUCGAUCAACGGUGCACGUGGUCGCGUUCCAGAGAUUGCAUCGCGCUAUCAAACGCCUGGCGCUGCGACGUAUGCACAGGAAGUCAACUCUGGUCGACGAUACCAUGACAGUCUUCCCGCCUCUGCGUACUUGGGCGGCUGCGCGCGGAUCAACGCCAUCUCGUCAUCGCCAUCGGCAGCUGUUGCGAACGGAAGCGUCGACGAGUUUGGCGGCAUCAUCAGAGAUAGCCGAGCUUUGCCUACCGGUCGACGCAGCAUUGAACCACCUCAUUCCGAUGUAUGCGGUUGCCAUCAGUGUUCGGCACGCCACUAUGGCAGUGGAAUAACAAGAGGGGAUCAAGCAGCACGUAACAACGAACUUUCUGCGUCUGCAUCGUCACGAAGCAAUCCGCGCGAGUUCAACGUCCGCAGCACCACUAUGCCCGUCUUGCCACGCGAGCAGCAGUAUGCAAAGCAGCCGACCUAUGUGUCUUCGUCGCCGCCUCGCGCCUCGCCCCGCGAUGCGUAUCCACAGCAAGCGUACACAUACCGCGACCAGCCACAGCAGCGUUUGCAGACACCAGCUCGUAGAGAUGCGGAGUUGCCUCGACGAAGCUACGAGGACCUGGGAUCAAGUUCCGAUUUCGGAUCCAGAAGGGUCGUGUUUGCGCAUGAGCCACAGACCAUUCAUUGA
This is a messenger RNA of Mycosarcoma maydis (corn smut), 3639 nucleotides long. RefSeq lists its product as uncharacterized. The transcript has a single exon. The coding region runs from base 1 to 3639 and encodes 1212 amino acids. The record is from RefSeq and is a predicted model, not a curated record. NCBI's taxonomy places the organism in Eukaryota, Fungi, Basidiomycota, Ustilaginomycetes, Ustilaginales.